Molecule: messenger RNA, 5619 nt
Organism: Equus quagga
Lineage: Eukaryota; Metazoa; Chordata; Mammalia; Perissodactyla; Equidae
Gene: PTGIS
Product: prostaglandin I2 synthase
Exons: 12
Coding region: 906-2408 (500 amino acids)
Biological process (GO): prostaglandin biosynthetic process
Molecular function (GO): heme binding; oxidoreductase activity, acting on paired donors, with incorporation or reduction of molecular oxygen; iron ion binding
Source: RefSeq, a predicted model, not a curated record
CUGCUUUAGACCAGGCGGUCAGGGAGGGCUUCUCUGAGGAGGCGACCGUUGAGCAGAGACAGAAGGACAAGGGAAGUGACAAAAAGAGCCAGCUGUGCAAGUCUCCAAUAAAAGAGUAUUCCAGGCAGAGGGAAUAGCAAGUGCAAAAGCCCUGAGGUGCCAAGUGCUCCAUCGUCUGCAGCCUCCUCUUACUGACCAGCUCUCAUCCACUCCUCUCAACCCCGGGCAGCUGACGACACGGGCACUCGGAGCCCAGGCCCCAGUGGCUCUUACCCCUUCGUUACAGUUAUUGAAGGUAAUACAUGGUGCGGUACAGCCCAGCCCCCCAACCCAGCCCGGUCCAACAGGCUAGGAAUCUCAAGGCCUCUAACUGGUCUGGGGCGGGAUGAGCAGGGGCCCUCGGCGGGGGAGACUAUUUAGGUGGAAAGUGGCGGAAAGGCCCCUCUUGCUCUCCCACCACAUUCUCCCCUCUCCCGCCAGGUCACCCUGCCCUCCUCAUACUCCGGUUCCUUCCCCAUCAUCCUUUCUUCCCUGAUAUUCCCUACCCCUCCCUCCCCCCCCAAUCCCUCCCUCCCUGCACACACCCCGCCUUUCCCCUACAUCUCCCGUCCCGUCCCCCUACAUUCUUCUCCGCCUCCAUCCCACAACGCCCCUCCCCGCGCCACCCCCCCCCCCCCCCGCCCCCUGGCCCAGGGGGUGGGGGCCUGUCCCCGCCCGAGAGGAGGGGAGGGGGCUCUGCUGACCAGGGAGGGCUCCGCGGCCCGCCCCCCGCCCUCGGCGGGCCGGCCGGCGGGGAGGGACCGGGGAGGGGCGGCCGCGGGGCGGAGGGAGCACCUGGGUGGGCCCCGGAGCCAGCCCCGCGGAGUCCCGCGCUCGGCCGCCGCAGCCUCGCCGCCGGCCGUGCCAUGUCCUGGGCUGUGCUCCUCGGCCUCCUGGCCGCGCUGCUGCUGCUGCUGCUGCUGAGCCGUCGGCGCGCGCGGCGACCUGGCGAGCCUCCCCUGGACCUGGGCAGUAUCCCCUGGUUGGGCUAUGCCUUGGAGUUUGGAAAAGAUGCUGCCAGCUUCCUCACUAGGAUGAAGGAGAAGCAUGGUGAUAUCUUUACUGUGCUGGUCGGGGGCAGGCACGUCACUGUCCUCCUGGACCCACAUUCCUACGAGACGGUGGUGUGGGAGCCUCGCAGCAAGCUGGACUUCCACGCCUAUGCUGUCUUCCUCAUGGAGAGGAUUUUCGACGUGCAGCUUCCGCAUUACAACCCCAGCGACGAAAAGGCCAAGAUGAAACCGACUCUCCUCCACAGAGACCUCCAGGCGCUCACGGAAGCCAUGUAUACCAACCUCUGCACCGUCCUGCUGGGCGACACCACAGAAGCGGGCAGUGGCUGGCAGGAGAUGGGGCUCCUCGAUUUCUCCUACAGCUUCAUGCUCAGAGCCGGCUACCUGACGCUGUACGGAGUCGAGGCGCUGCCACGCACCCCUGAGAGCCAGGCCCAGGACCGCAUCCACUCAGCCGACGUCUUCCACACCUUCCGCCAGCUCGACCUGCUGCUCCCCAAGCUGGCACGUGGCUCCUUGUCAGUGGGGGAUAAGGACCAGGUGUGCAAGGUCAAAGGUCACCUGUGGAAGCUGCUGUCCCCAGCCAGGCUGGCCCCCCGGGCCCACAGGAGCAGCUGGCUGGACAGCUACCUGCAGCACCUGGAGGAGAUGGGCGCGUCGGAGGAGAUGCAGGCGCGGGCUCUGGCGCUGCAGCUGUGGGCCACGCAGGGGAACAUGGGUCCUGCUGCCUUCUGGCUCCUGCUCUUCCUUCUCAAGAAUCCUGAGGCCCUGGCUGCCGUCCGUGGAGAGCUUGAGCAGAUCCUCUUGCAAGCAGAGCAGCCUGUCUCGCAGAUGACCACCCUCCCACAGAAGGUUUUGGACAGCAUGCCUGUGCUUGACAGUGUGCUGAGCGAGACCCUCAGGCUCACAGCUGCACCCUUCAUCACUCGCGAGGUCAUGGUGGACCUGGCCCUGCCCAUGGCGGACGGGCGGGAAUUCACCCUGCGACGUGGUGACCGCCUCCUCCUCUUUCCUUUCCUGAGUCCACAGAAGGACCCGGAAGUCUACACAGACCCAGAGGUAUUUCAGUACGACCGAUUCCUGAACCCUGAUGGAACCGAGAAGAAGGACUUUUACAAGGACGGGAAGCGACUGAAGAAUUACAGCGUGCCGUGGGGGGCGGGGCACAACCAGUGCCUGGGCAGGGCCUAUGCCACCAGCAGCAUCAAACAAUUCGUGUUCCUUGUGCUGACACGCUGUGACCUGGAGCUGACGAGCCCCGACGCCGAGAUCCCCGAGUUCGACCUCAGCAGGUACGGCUUCGGUCUGAUGCAGCCCGAGCGCGACGUGCCCAUCCGCUACCGCCUCCGCCCGUGAGGCCCGCGGCCCUGCUCGCUCGCCUCGCCCAGCCCGCCCCGCAUCGCAUCGCCGGCUUCCUGUGUCCGCAUUCGGCCUGGUUGCAGAGCUGUGAAGGAACACGGCCUGCAUUACUACUCUCCUGCUUUUUCCCCAGAAGGCUGUGUCCGGGGGAGGGGAGGGAAAGGAAGCAGAGAGAAGGCGAACUAAGCAAGACCCCAGAUCUCUAUGGAGCCUCUGCUGCAGAGGCUUGGUGCCAAAAUGAGACUCUUUCUGCCCCCAGCUCCCCUUGCUCCUCUCAUGAUAUCCACAAAAGCCGCGGCAGACAGAGCAGAAGUAGGAGACCUCACUGCUGGGCCCCCACCUCCCGGAGCGGCCACUGUACAAGUCUGUGACCAUGGUGUGGUCCAGGCUGUAACCAAGCGAAGCAGAUGCUGGCCAUAAAAAGGCCAACCACGAUCCAGCAGUGUCCCUUGAAUUAAGCUCUGUCCCCAAAUUACUAUUAAGCUACCUAAAGCCAAAGGAGUCCCUUAGGUACCUGCUUUCCUGGGUGCCCUGUGCACUGGCCGCUUCGUCCCUGCGUUCACGCUGAUAUGUGAGAAAAUGCAGGAAGGUUCGCCUGAGGCUGGUGCCUCCAGGGCGCAGAUGGUGAGCACCCUAAAGAUACUGGGCUCUGAGGAGGAGAGUUCUCUGCUCCAGAGCCGCGGGCUCCAGGUGAGUGCUCUCCCGGCACCGAGACUCAGGGCAGGAAUGAGAAGGACACAGCCCUGAUGGAAGGGGAGCAGCCGGGCCUCCUUAGACUGGUCAAGCCAAAAAUAAGUGUUGGUCUCCUCCAUUCUCGCUCAGAAGCUCCUGCUGGAGGCACAACCCAGUCCGCAGAUGUCAUUUGUUUGGCCUACACUUAAAAAAAACACAUUAGUUGUUACCCUAUCAUCUUUGGGAGAGUUGAUUCAAAAUGUCCAGUUUCUCUUGAAAACGUAGGAGAUCUGGCCACUCGGGGCCCCUAUUUCCAAGGGCAGCCAUUGGCCAGAGCGGAGAAGAAGCCGCCUCUCUCAUCCAGGGCCUGUGCCUUCUGGCUCCCCAGGGUUCCUGCUUGGUCUGCUUCUCCAUUCACACUACCUCCUGUCCCCUGAAGGCGUUCGAGCUUGAAAACUCGGUUCUGACUCUGAGAGGUGAUAUUGUCGGAAGUGGUGGGAACCUGCUAAUCGGUCUUCAGACCGAGGGUCCAUCAUCUCCUGGGUGUGCCACCCUUUGAACAGACAAAUCAAUGAUGAAAACUAGUUUUUUCAUCAGCUUUAGAAAACAAAAACAAAGACAGAAACACAACAAAACAGCUCAAAGUGAAAAAUUGCCCAGAAACGUUUAUUAUGAUGGUAGUAUUAUCAUUAAUAUUAGGUCCUGUUUAUUGAGGACCUGCUAAAUGCGUGUGACAGGCACAGUAGACAUAGUUUUUCUGCUUCUCACAGCAUGUCUGUGAAGACAGGAUGGUUAUGUCCUCUUUAUGGAUAAGGAAACGGGCUCAGAGAGGUGAAGUGACCUGUCCAGGGUCACACAGCUUGUAAGCUGGCAGAAUUCCACAAAGACGACUUGUCCCAGUAGCAAAUGCUGGAUGGGCAGCUCUGCAUUCCUUGGGCUCAAGGGGAUGGCGGAGGGGCAGUUGUGUGUGGCGUUGGAGAGCUGACAGAGCCAGAGGCAGCCAUGGGUGGUUGUAUCUCAUGAGACACCACAGACACACACAUAGUUAAGUCCCUGUAGCUUUAGCGGGAGGGAGAAAAGAGAGCCUGAGAUCUCUGAAUGUCUCAGGGGCUAGUCUCUUCUGGGAGCAGUGCCAGGGCCUGGGGGCUUCCCUGGCCCUCAGCCUCCAGGCACCCCCAGGAUUCCCGGACAGACACUGGGAUUGGCAGGAGGCAGGAUAUCCCCAGGGAAACCCAUCUUCACGCCUGGGUGACCCCCGCUGCCGCCUGCUGCUUAACUCUGCAGGAAAUCAGGGCUGGCAGCCUCCUGUGGGAGGACGGAGCCGGUUGCCAUGGCAACCCUCAGCUGCCUCGGCCUGGCUGGGAAGGGGAGGAAGAAGGCAGCAGACAUAGCUGCAGGAAAUCUCUUGUGCGUGGCUGCUGCCCUGGCGUGCUAGGGAAAAACCCUUAUGAUUCCCUUCUUCCAGAUCAGGGCCACUUUGCCACCGAGACUAGAUUCUCACCUGUGUUCAAAAAUGGGCCAAUUUCCUUUAAAGGUGGCACCUCCCUGGAGCCACAAUCGUGGGAAGAGACGAUUCUCCCACCGGGCGGCUCCAGCUGGUGCCGGAGAUAUUGAAGGACAGCUUGGGAGACAAUGAUGCAAACCCUCCUUAUUUUAAUCUUUAUUAUUUUUCUUCUUUCUUCUUCUUUUAAAAAAUAUAAGCAAUAGGGAAAAGAAAGAGAGAUGAGUGGCUUAGCUGUUUGGUAGGUUAGUUAUGAAAGGACCUGGAUGUCAUUGUAUUUCUUCGGACCUUGCUUUAGAAUCACAAAAUUGCGGGACAUAUGUGAGAAAUGCUCCUGGGGUGCCCUAAAGAAGCGUUUUCUUGCCAUCUUCAUUAUUAUUUUUUUACUGUUUUUUGUAUUGUUGUUUCCCAGACGUUUUCCUUUAAACUGACUCUUGUUUUUAAACUUAAGUUUGUUUAAAAAGGGAGCUUUUUUCGAUCGUUGUGGUAAUGGACAACAUGUGUCCCUCACUGCCCAAAAUAGAAAGUGACUGAAAAAUAAAUCCGCUGGGCAGGGCGCCUCCACGCGGGUGUCGCCAAGGCCUGAGGUCUGUCUCUGCUCUGUUACAAAAUGAGACGAGCCAGUGUUCGAGAGCGCUAAAGCCACGCCAGCCCCACCCUGAGACUUCCUCCUUGACGACCACGGGGCGGAAGGGACGAGAAGGAGUGAGCUGCUCGCUGCAGGGUCAACCGUGCGUUACACCUGGUCCCCAUGCCACCUGGGGUCGCCUCCUGCCACCAGUGGGCCCCACCCACCGUGGGUUGGUGAUGUCCCACCUGCUCAUUCUCCAGAUGGAGGAACAGGCUCUGAGAGCUGAAGUGUCUAACCCAAAGUCACUGAUUUUAGUGAUUUUUUUUAUGAACAGAGUGUUUCGUGAGGAGCCGUGGUUGUCAUGCCUCGCUGUUUUAAUAAAGAGUUCUAUUUUCAUAUGAUAUUGUUGAGUGGAAACGUGCCCAAGUGCAUUAAAGUAUCCCUGUUUGCGGAGCUGGAUCUGA